Molecule: messenger RNA, 611 nt
Organism: Polistes canadensis
Lineage: Eukaryota; Metazoa; Arthropoda; Insecta; Hymenoptera; Vespidae
Gene: Crz
Product: pro-corazonin-like
Exons: 3
Coding region: 117-485 (122 amino acids)
Biological process (GO): positive regulation of heart contraction
Molecular function (GO): corazonin receptor binding
Source: RefSeq, a predicted model, not a curated record
AGCACAGUUUUCGAGGAAACCUUCUCGUGCAUCAACAUAGAUCAUCCUUGGUCAUCUUAACAUCUUAUCCUCGAAAUUGUCAAUAACUAAAAAGAUAUAUCAUAUAUAUCGUAAAAAUGGCUGUUGUUUAUGGUGCAACCAUUGUCCUAGUUUUAUCGUUUCUGACAACUAACGUGUUGUGUCAGACCUUUCAAUAUAGUCAAGGAUGGACGAACGGUAAACGCACACCCACGGAAGUUAAUUCUCAAUUGUUAUAUCCGGCUUCAUCCUGGAUGAAAAAUAAUUUAGAUUCGCAAUUCGACAAUUUUUCACCGCAACCACGUAAUAAUGAUCUACAACGAAUGAAAUUAUUCCAUCAAGGAAAUGUUAACGAAGCUCUCUGUCUGCUACCUUGCGAGACAAGCACGUCGAGAAAAAAUCUCCGAGAAAAUCAGCAAAGAAAAGGAUUCAAUUUCGAGGGUGCUAAUAAUAUUUAUCAAAUGUAAUUAAUCAAAAUGUGUCACGAAAUUUACGAAUAGAAAUAAUCAUUAAUCAAUCUUUCAAAUAUUAAUAUAUCUAUCAGCAAACAAAACAAAAAAAAAAGUCGAUAAUAAAUUAAAAGUAUAUUCAAA